AUGGCCAACACCAACACCCUCUACCAAUACAGCACCAUCAGCGCCCUCCUCUCCGGCAUCUGCACCGAGGGUCUCAACGCCUCCACCCUCCUCGAACGAGGCACGUACGGCAUAGGCACCUUCUCCGACUUGGACGGGGAGAUCAUUGUGAUGAACUCACGCGCCUACCACUUCCCCUCCACCCCAAAUGCCACCGUGCGGCGCCUAGACCCCACCGACACCAUCCCCUUCGCCAUGCUUACUACCUUCCAACCCACGCACACCCUCCCGCUCCCAACAAUCACCACCUCGGAGAAGAUCACCCUCCAAACCCUCGCCGCCCUGCUCACCCCACUCCUCGACACCAACAAAAACACAUUCCUCUCCCUCCGCCUUACCACGACCUUCGCCUCGCUCACCACCCGCAUCAUCCCUCGGCGCAGCUCCCCGCAAGAAACCCUGGCCGACUGUGCAGCACGACAGAAAGUGACCAACCACGGCCGCUCGAGAGGGACACUGUUCGGCUUCUGGUCGCCAGCUUAUACGGCGGGGAUUGGGGUACCCGGAUUCCAUCUGCAUUUCCUGUCCGAGGACGGAGAGAACGGGGGACAUGUGAUGGAUUUUGAGGUCGCGGUGGACCAUGAUGAGGAUAGCGAAGGGGAGGGGGAGGGGAGGGGGUUGGAGGUCGCCGUUCUGCAGGAGGUGAGGUUGGAGUUGCCGGAUACUAGGGAGUUUGGGGAGGUGGAGGUUGGGGCGCCGAGUGCGGAGCUGAUACGGGGGGCGGAGGGGGGUUAG
Molecule: messenger RNA, 774 nt
Organism: Aspergillus aculeatus ATCC 16872
Lineage: Eukaryota; Fungi; Ascomycota; Eurotiomycetes; Eurotiales; Aspergillaceae
Product: acetolactate decarboxylase
Exons: 1
Coding region: 1-774 (257 amino acids)
Biological process (GO): acetoin biosynthetic process
Molecular function (GO): acetolactate decarboxylase activity
Source: RefSeq, a predicted model, not a curated record